AUUGGUCCGUUUUUUUUUGGGAGGACUAGCAUGUCCGGCGAUGUGCUUCUCACGCUAUUGGACGUAGUUAACGUAACUCUCGUGGUGACGGCCCACUGCGGCUCUCCCUAUUGGUCGGUUUUUCUUGUGGCGUCCACGUGAGCGGCGAUGUGCGGCUCUCGCGAUUGGCCAGCAGCUCCCCUGGUAACGAGCACAAACUGCAACGACGGAGCGGGGACGCGUGCGAGCGCGGAACGUGUGUUUGUUUGUUAAUGUCCGCGGCGGGCUGUUGACGGCGCAGUCAGCGAGAUGCCAUGGACUGGGUGUCCGAAAAGGAGCCCAGCAGAGCCGUGGAGAGAGAGGGAUGUCAUGGGGAUCAGGGCAGAAAGUGCGUUCCGGCGGAUAUCGGGGAGAAGCUCGAUGAAUAUUUAAUCGCCGUUCAGCAGAAAAACAGGAUCCUGCGGCGUCUCAGGGCCAAGAGUCUCCGAGAGAUUGAGCUGGAGCGUUUAGAGCAGGGCUUUUCCAUCUAUGUUAAUGGGGCCAAUGCAGAAUGCAGCAAGCCAAGUCGGAGACCCCCCUGGAAGCUUGCCUCUUCGCCACCUGUGCUGACUGCCACACGAACCGCAAAUGCUGCGAGAAGGUGCAAUCUGCUAGGUGAAGUUCUGCAAGGUCUUGACAAGGAGCACAGAGAGAGAAGUCAGUCGGCCCCCGAGAAGAUCCAGAGGAAGGAAUGGGUUCAGACUUCUAUUCGCAUUAAGACCGAGGAGGGAGAUCGUGUGCGCGUUUGCCCAGAGCACCACUACUCUGAGGACUUCGAACCCUUCGAAAGUGUGAGCAUGGAGCCAGGCGCCUUAUCCCCUCGCAGGGACACUCGCUCACCCUCCAGGUCCUUCAGUGCUCGACUGGAUAGGCGAGGAAGCCAGAGUGACCAGGAACGCAGUGAAAGAGUGCUCCUCAAUAUCAAUGAGGUCAAGAUGCUGCGCCGAAGCCUGGAGGCGAGUGUCAAUGUGAGGCGUAGUAGCCGAGAUUCGGCGGGGGAGGAGUCUGAGGAGGAGUGGGUGGAGGAGCAGAUCGAGAGGGACGAGAGCGCCGAGAGCCUGGAGGAGCUCGGCCUGCCUCCGAAAGCCCCCUCGGCCAACCCACGGCCCAGCAACCCUGACAGCUGCCACCUCGGCCCAGGAGAACUCAUAGUGCUGGACUUUGGCCCAUCCCCUAAUGGUGAAAAGAUCGAACGCUGCCUGUCGGCCAAAAGGAAGGACAACGUGGAGCCGUACGUUCCAACGAAGCUCGUGUCGCCGAAAAGCAAAGCUCCCGACAGAGCGCCCUCUACCUCAGGAAAAGAUAGCCCACGAUCUCGGGGUCGUUUAGAGCGCCCCCUGUCUGCUGCUCGAAAGAUGCCCUUAGAGGGCAGGGACCCCGAUGAGGCGGCGUACAAGGUGUUCCAGGCCCUUCAUAAAGAGAACACCAUGCUCCAAGCAGGACUUCGGUCUCCCGAUCACAGACCGAUGCGAGCGUGCCAGGGAAGCGGUGGCGCCGAGGCGGAUGGGCCGAGCGGGGUGACCACGGCUAUGCAGAGAAUCUCGCUGAUGGAGCCAAGCCAACAGAAGAAACUUCUGAAAGCGCUGGAGAAGAUCGAGGCUGACAGUAAUGUGGAAACCCCUCAGGCCGCGAGGACCAGCUGCGUCCACCCAUCGCAGGGACGCCCAUCUCCGGAGGUGGUUCCCUCGCUCUACGUCACCAUGGAGAUCCUGUCCAACUGGGGCAACGGCAGGCUGGUGGGCCUCACCGAGAUGCAGUUCUUCUGUCCGCGCAACCGGAAGCUCUUCGUGUCGCCCCAUGACAUUGACAUUAGGAACGCCGACCAACCGGGCGACCUGGGAGCGCUGGUCAACGGGAAGACGCAGACCACGAAAGAGCGCCACAUGUGGUCCUGCCCCUUCCACGCGCCGGUGCAGCUCUACUUCAUCCUCCGCAACUCGGAGCGCUCGCCUGAUUUCGGAAUCUCCGAAAUCAAAAUCUGGAACUACAACAGGAGCCUCGGCGAUCUGGACGUCGGUGCCCGGCACCUGAGGCUCUACCUCAACAGCACGCUGGUGUUCGACGGCGAGCUUCCCAAAGGCUGCGGGAACCAGGUGUUUGACUACAGCACCACCAUCGAGCUCAGGGGCCUCGGCCAGGAGUCCGUGUCCCCCGGGCCCUCGUCAUCGGGCCUCAGUCCUUCCGCCACGGACCGGGACGGCGAUGGCGAUAGCCUGUCUGGCACGGACUCCCCGCGUGGCGCACUGAACGCCCCCUCCUCACCGCAGCCCAUGCAGAGGGACUCUUUUGAGACGGCCGACGACCCCUCGGCUGAUGAGGACCCGGCGCCGAAGACGCCCCAGGAGCGGGCUCCUCGGGGGACGUCCGAGUCCCCCUCCCCGACGCCCCCGUGGCUGCAGCCCCUGAGCAGAGUGGUCCAGGAUGGCCUGGCGGCCGGGAAAGAGAGGCCCCCCUGGCUCUCGACGGAACUACACGCCGAGUCCAAACCGUCGGUGCCACCCGGCACCUCGGCAAAGGGAUCCCGGACCCACAACGGCGCACCGAGGCGCCACUCCUCGGAUUUCAGCUCCGACUCCCUGGACCUGGGCGGCGACUUCCUGGAGGAGUUCUGCGUGAGAGUGGAACGCCCCGUCAGCGGCAGGAGGGGGUCCGCAAAACACACGAAACAACCCGAGUCCCACGACGAUGGCAUCGCAGAUUUGCUCAGGCGAGAAGAGCCAUCGCCCCCUGGUGGUAGCAGACAGGAGCGCACCCCACGUUUCCGCUCGCAUAGCGAGCAGGAUGACACGCUUAUGGAGUCCUGGGAUUCACUCACCAAGUUCAAGCAGUGUCAGCGUGGGCGCAUCUCCAACAUGGGCUUCGAGGGGGACAUCUUCGACGAGUUCCUGCAGCGCCAGAGCCGCUUCGAGCCGGGGGCCUGCGAUAAGGGUCCACGCGGCACGCAAGAGGAGCCCGGCGAGGAGCCGGAUGAUGACAUCCUGGGUGAGGCGGAGCGUGACGAAGAAUUCGAGAUCCCCGUCCUUCCUCAGGGCCAACACCUGGUCAUCAACAUCUUGUCCACGUGGGGUGAUCGCCACUAUGUGGGCCUCAAUGGCCUGGAGAUCUUCAGCUCCAGCGGGGAGCCUGUUGUACCGGCCAGCAUCCGCGCCGACCCUCCCGACAUCAACAUCCUCCCCGCUUAUGGCAAAGAUCCACGCGUGGUCACCAACCUCAUUGAUGGCGUCAACCGCACGCAAGACGACAUGCACCUCUGGCUGGCCCCAUUCACGCCUGGGCGCCCCCAUGUCAUCUUUGUUGACUUCCACAGCCCAUGCCAAGUAGCCAUGAUCCGGAUCUGGAACUACAACAAGUCCCGCAUCCACUCCUUCCGCGGAGUCAAGGAGGCGGAGAUGCUAUUGGAUGGGAGGUGCAUCUUCAGGGGGGAGAUUGCCAAAGCAUCUGGGACCCUCUCCGGAGCCCUGGAGCAGUUCGGAGACACCAUCCUGUUCACGACGGACGACGACAUCCUCGAGGCCGUGUCCCGCUUCGACGACACAUUUGACGGCGAGGAGGAGGGUCCCGAGGCGCGGGUGUACGAGGAAGAACUGCAGCGGCCCCGCACCGCCGACGGCGAAGGUGACGAGAGGCCUUUCACGCAGGCCGGGUUCAGGGAGGAUGUGCCACAGGAGAACUCGCGGCCCGCUGCCGUUUGCACGCUGUCUGAAGCCGCAGCAGAGCAGGUCCUCGGGAUGUACACGGGAAAGUACCUUAAGAUAAACAUGACCGCGACCUGGGGCGACUCCCACUACCUGGGCAUGACCGGCCUGGAGGUGGUGGGGAAGGAGGGGCAGAGCCUGCCCCUGGACGCGAGCAUGAUGCACGCCUCUCCUCGAGACCUGAACGAUCUCCCCGAAUACGGCCGUGACUCUCGCACCCUGGACAAGCUCAUCGACGGACGCAACAUCACCACGGAGGACGAGCACAUGUGGCUGAUCCCUUUCGAGCGGGGCCGCGCGCACCUUCUCACCGUGUGCUUCGAGAAGCCCCGGACCGUGGCCGGGCUGCGCGUCUGGAACUACAACAAAUCCCCCGAAGACACGUACAGAGGGGUGAAGGUGAUCCACGUGUCCGUGGACGACACGGUCAUCUCUCCGCCCGCGGGGUUCCUCAUCCGCAAGGGGCCGGGGAACUGCCACUUCGACUUUGCCCAGGAGAUCCUCUUCAUUGAUUACCUGCAUUCCAGCAGCAGCAAACCGCCAGAGUCCCUGCACACACACAAAGCUGGAUCGCAGAAGGUGGAGCAGGCGAGCAUGGACUACGAGGCCCCGCUCAUGCCCUGCGGAUUCAUCUUCCAGCUGCAGCUGCUCACGACGUGGAGCGACCCGUACUACGUCGGACUCAACGGCCUCGAGUUCUACGAUCAGAGCGACGAGCGGAUCCCCCUCACCGACAACAACAUCGCUGCCUUCCCGGAUAGCGUAAACGUUCUCGACAGCGUCAGCGGAGACAUGCGCACUCCGGACAAGCUGGUGGACGGGGUGAACAACACGCACGACGGCAGGCACAUGUGGCUGGCCCCGGUCCUGCCAGGCAUCGUGAAUCGGGUGUACGUGAUAUUUGACCAGCCCGUCACGGUGUCCAUGAUCAAACUGUGGAACUACGCCAAAACCCCGCAGCGGGGAGUGAAGGAAUUUGGGCUGCUGGUCGAUGACCUGCUGGUGUACAACGGCAUUCUAGACUGCGUUAGUCACGCGGCCCGGGGGAUCUUGCCCACCUGUGACCCGGUAGUGCCCUACCACACCAUCCUGUUCACCGACAAUGCCAAGAUUGCACACCGCGAGAGGAAAACCAUUAUCAGCCCUCAACGCAGCCGGAACCAAGAACACAACCAUGUGGAGGACCAGGACGUAAAGAUGACGAACGAAAACCAAAUAGUGCAACACGCCAAGAAGAAGCCGACUGCAGACCCAGCACUGCGCCCAAAAACGUGCAUGACGGACAGAGGACCGCUGGGAAAACGGCGCUACUGAGAGCCCGGCGACCGCCGCGGCGACUUUGGGAAAGAGCUCGGAACCACACAUUCCAGGUGCAUCUCACACCGGAGUAUCGAGUCCCCCGGAAUCAUGGCACCUUCACCCCUCACAGUGUUAUAUAUUAGCGUUCUAAUGUGUAUCCAGCUGUUUUGCAGAAAUUUCAGCAGAAUAGGAAGCGUGGGUCGGUUUUUAGCUGCGGCUUUGACCUUCCUCUCGCAUGUACCUUUGGAUCUCAGAUUCGGCGAUCAGUUUCCAGUCGUCCAAGGACACGCUUUUCUUUUUUUUUUUUUUGAUGCCGCUCGUGGCAUUUAACGGAGAGCCUUGGAUAUUCCCGGACCGAGACCUGCGUACAUAUUUCACAAUAACUGUGUCUUACGAGAGAAAGAAAUGUGAUAGACGUAUUUAAUAACUGCCGCAAAAUCCAAUGCUUUGGCCGAAUUAAUUACGAUAAAUAUGAAGAUAAAUGUGCUGCUUGCCGCCCAGCGGUUAUAAAGGCUGCAGUCAUGUCAGAUGAUGUGUAAUUUCUUUUUUUUUUUUUUUUUUUUAUUGCACCUGUCAUGCCCCCUUUAACCUGUGCUGCUAGUGAUAAAUCCACAGCAGUUACUCUGGGGUACGAGUACAUCUCCAGAACCUGGAAGUUAUUUGAGGCUUCACGACAGCAGCUGCGGAUCCCAUUUUAAGUGACCUUAACGUAUGUCAUAUUUUGGGAGGUUCCGGAAGGCCGUUGUUUCAUGCUGUUAAAACAUCGUUCUCUUCUGUAGUGAAUUACUCUGUUUUUUUGCUAUCUGCGACUCUUAACAGUAGUGGUGCAAUGUUAAACCAAGACGGUAGAAAAGUCGUGUUAAAGAUUAUAUCAGCUGUCAAUUAAAGGUCCUCAAAUAGUCAGAAGCAGCACUUGUUGCGAAAGAACCGUUUAACCCUUAGUUCGCAAACGGCUUUUGGGGUUUUUGGCUGGAGCGUGGCUUCGUAUUUACAUUAGUAAUAUAAAGAUGCAGUCAUAGCUGCUCAUUUUCAUGUUAUAAUACAUACUAGUCAAACUUAGACUCAUCAAUACUAUAAAAUAUGCAAAUGGUAAAAAUAUACCUCAUUGUAAAAGAUAUGGUACAGACUCAUGACAGCUGAAAUGCGUACACUAAUGCAAUACAAAGGUUGUAGAAGAAAUUGCUCAGAUAAGAACCCAACUCCCUUAUGGUAACAUUUAUGUUGCAUGUACUUUAUGAUGAUUUCACCUCAUUAUUGUGGCUAGAUAAGAGGGGAACUUUUCAUUUAGUUACACAGGACUGUGCAAAAGUUUUAGGCACUUGGGGGGGAAAACAGACUGUAAAGUGAGAAUGCUUCUAAA
Messenger RNA from Scleropages formosus (Asian bonytongue), 6372 nucleotides. It is a transcript of the gene katnip, whose product is annotated as katanin interacting protein. The transcript has 29 exons. The record is from RefSeq and is a predicted model, not a curated record. The coding region runs from base 294 to 5027 and encodes 1577 amino acids. NCBI's taxonomy places the organism in Eukaryota, Metazoa, Chordata, Actinopteri, Osteoglossiformes, Osteoglossidae.